GCCGCUGCUGCAGGUGCGAGUGCACCUGUGCGCCACCGACUCCAACGAGACGAUCCGCGUCGAGACGAAGCCCGCGCGCCGAGUCCUGCUGCAAGAACCGGCGCCCGAUUUCUGAGUGCGCGUUGGUGCGUGCGUGUGUCAGUGAGUGAGUGAACAAGUGCUACACUUGUGCAGCCAGCGUGUCGCCAGUGCGUUUCCGUCGCCGUGAAAAUGUGCAGUGCUCCUUCGAGACAAGUUUAGUGUGUGCGUGCAUCCACUUGGCUGGUCCACUUGCACGUGGCCUGGUGCAGUGCGCCGCGACGGUGGCGGACCAAGGAUUUUAAACCUAAACGGAUACCACUCAUUCAGGAUGAAGACCGCCGUCUUCGUGGCCACAGCCGUGCUAGUGCUCGCGUGCGAAUACGCCUGCGCAACGUGCGUCUUCAACUCGGAGUUCGGAUUCACCAUCGACUGCGCCUUCAAGAAGUCCGGCCUGUUCCGAGUGAGGAACCUCGGCGGAGUCAAAGGCUUCGCGUCCUUGGGCUUCAGCGUGGGCGACGAGCUGGGAUUCAAAGAGUCUCUCUCCAACGUGGAGAACAACCGCAGACGGUCCGUGGGUCGGACGGAUGCCCUUCUGGCCAAGAAGGAUGACGCGGUGACGAGGCUGCUGCCCGCGCAGCCCAACGCGGUGGCGCGGCAGGCGCUGGACGUGCUCAAGCAGUCGCGGCUGCAGGAGCAGCAGCAGCAGCAGCAGCAGAGGGUAGCGCAGGCCCGUUACCUGCAGCAGGCCGUGCCCCCGUUCAGGCCGAUCCCCGGCGCGGAAGGCGGCGCGCCGCUGGUGGGCGUGGCGGUCAUGGCCGGGCCGCAGAUGUACGCGGCGCCGGCGGGGCCGGGCGGGCUGGGCUACUCCAACCUGGCCGCGGCGUCGCGCUGGAACACGACGCGGCCGCUGCGCCUGGCCGCCGUGCCCGCCGUGCCGCCCUUCCAGGUGCUGCCGUCCUCCAUCUCCAGGGUGGCCACCGUGGGCCCCCAGGUCGGCGCCAUGCCGCCGGCCCUGCCCUCCGUGUCCGGCGCCACCGUCAUGGCGGUCCCCGUGCGCGCGCCCACCGCCUUCAAGAACGCCUUGCAGGUGGCGACCUCCAACUUCCAGAUGCCGGCCCCGGCCGCCGCCGCCGCGCCCACGUCGCUGCGCACGCUGCCGCUGCUCAUGGGGCACUCCGUGGCCGCGCUGUCCAAGGCGUCCAACAUCAGCGAGGAGGCCAUCCUGGCCGCGCUUCAGGCCCGGCAGCAGCAGAUCCUGGAGCAGCAGCAGCACGCCCUCAGCACCGUCGGCGUGCUUCCCACCACCCCCGCGACGACCACCACGACCACGACCACCACGACGACCACCACCACCACGCCGCCGCCACCUCCGCCAAAGCCGGCCAACGUGCUGCAGAAGUACCCGCUGGCGGAGGCCGCCAAAGUGAUGAACGCCCCGAAGGAGUACUACCCCGUCGGCUACGACAAGAACUUCGACGACAACUUCGUGUCGCGAGUGGAGCUGCCGGAGACGUCCUUCCACUGCGGCGACCAGAAGCACUUCCCCGGGCUGUACGCCGACGAGGACCUCGGCUGCAUGGUGUUCCACGUGUGCGCGCUCACGGACGAGGGCCUCAUCAUGAAGAGCUUCCUGUGCCCCGAGUCGACGCUGUUCGACCAGACGGUGCUCAAGUGCAACUGGUGGUUCUACGUGGACUGCAAGGCGUCGCGGCGCCUGUACGACUCCAACAUCCCCGUGUCCAAGAGCUACCAGCUCAUGAAGGCGCUGGCCUUCUUCUCGUCGUACAAGAAGCAGCAGGAGGAGGAGCAAGGGCAGCAGGGCGAGGAGGUGACGCGCGGCCGCGCUCUGCAGCCACGAGCCCCGCCAGCCGCGCCAGCCAACAGGACAGCCUCGGCAUCGUCGACGACCACGUCGACCAGAAGACGGACGACGUCGGUGCCCACCACCCCGAGGACCACGACGACCACGACGGAGAGCAGUACGAGCUCGGUCGAGGAAGACCUGGGCAGCGGCGAAGGCAGCGGCGACGCCAGAUAGAGGCGGGGUGACCGAUCGGGACCGCCGCCUGGCUGCGCCCGGCCCUGGCCUGGCCCCACCGCACGCGGCGCGGCGCGCACGCCCCCACCGACCUCCCCCGGCUGUCUGCAGCUUCGGCAGCUCCAGAGCGUGACGUGACGCUGAGCGUCCAGAAGGCCCUCAAGCUGAAGCUGCGCGACACUCCGCGGGGCGCGCCGCGAAAAGGAAACAGCCUCGUCUGACAGCGAGUCUUCGCAAUCGACUUCCGUCCACCGGUGAGACCGACUUGCGAAGUUCGGGUCGUCCCUUACACAUGAAUUGACGGUUUGUGCGGUGUGCUGAACGGAACUCUCUAGGCCGGUUUCCUUUUAUUGGGUUUGCGGGCGCGGGCGAGGGCCCCGUCCGGUCUCGCCGGCGCCAAACUACUUAGUCAAACAGUGCUGCUUCCCCACUGCCACUGCCCCGUGGGAAAAGGACCGGACGGGAUGCAAUUCAUUUCGAUUUAAUUUAUCAUCAAGUAGGAGCAUUGUUGUUACAGCCCUGUGCCAAUGAAAAGGCGCUACGGCGCGUCAGUUCUCUCUCUCUUUCCUACCAUUUCAGAAAGUUUAGUGCGCUAAAUUUGAUACGUUAAAUUAAGUUUGCCACGGGAGAAGCUAGGGAGAGAUUUCAUUAACUGAUUUAAAGUCUAUUUAUUUCUAGGGACCAGGAAACACACAAUUGCCUGUGGUAGGUUCCUGAGUUGCAUAAAAAGCUGGAAGAAGGAACAGGAACAAACCCUGUGAUUAGAUGAAGUCGGGAGACAUUUUGGAAAUUAUAAUAAUUUAGUUUGAUGUGUGUGAUAUUUCUACCACUCUAUUUUCUUAUUUGCUCAUAAAUGUCUCUUUUUGUAUAGCUUAGUGUGAGAUACUAUUAACUUAUGAGGUAUUUAAUUAAGGAAUUGAUAAAGAAGAAAUAAAGAGAUUAUCCAGAUUCUUC
Molecule: messenger RNA, 3013 nt
Organism: Thrips palmi
Lineage: Eukaryota; Metazoa; Arthropoda; Insecta; Thysanoptera; Thripidae
Exons: 7
Coding region: 350-2059 (569 amino acids)
Cellular component (GO): extracellular region
Molecular function (GO): chitin binding
Source: RefSeq, a predicted model, not a curated record